AUGUCUGAAUUCUCGACAGAAGCUUUCGCGCUUCUUGGCGUGGCCAUCGCCGUCAUCUUCUUGAGGACUUAUGCCCGCAUCAGCGCUGUUGGCUUCAAGCGUCUGCAGGCAGAUGAUUACCUCAUGAUACUUAUCAUCUUCACGUACUCUGCCGAAACUGCUUUAGCGUACAGCGUCGGAGCGCAUUGGAAGGGACUCGCCAACAAUGGCAUGACGGACAAAGAGCGAAAGAGUCUGGAUCCAAACAGCGAGGAAUAUUCGACAAGGGUCAACGGAUCGAAGACACAAAUAGCGGGAUGGAUUACUUACAGCUGCCUCGUCCUCUGGCCUGCAAAAGCUGCGAUGUGCACUUUCUACGUGCGCCUUACAGAGGGUUUGCACAAUUUUCGCAAGCGAAUCAUCACGGGUUUCGUUCUGAUUGCGACGACAUGGCUGGCAGUGUUCUUCUCUAUCGUCUUCAGCUGCUUCCCGAUGCGCAAAAACUGGCAAAUAUAUCCAGACCCGGGCAACAUUUGCCAGCCGGCUAUCUCAAAGGUUAACAUAAUCGUCACCGUCUGUCUCAAUGUCAUUACGGAUUUCUACCUGCUAAGCAUACCGAUACCGAUGCUGUGGAGCGCCAGGCUGCCUCUGAGACAGAAACUCGGCCUCAUCGUCCUGUUCUCCGGAGGUAUCUUCGUAACCAUGGCCGGCAUCCUCCGCUGCGUGCUCAUCAUCACGAACCCUGUUACAGGCGCGCAACAAGCAGGUUCCUGGGCCGUCCGCGAGACCUUUGUCGCAAUCGUCACCACCAAUAUCCCGAUGAUCUUCCCCCUACUCCGGCGCUGGCUUACACCCAUCUUUGGAUCCAUCUCGAGUACCCUAUCACGAGGCGGUACCAACAACAAAUACGAUAACCCCAAGCGAUCCGACCUACCGGCGCCUGGGAGCAUCAUGCUUGGAAGUGUGACAGAAGGAAGCAGUAACAAGAAGAAGAAUCGUCCGCCGUAUACGCAAUAUCCGAUUACAGAAAUCACCAGGUCCGGGAGCGAGGAACAUCUAAACAAGUCACCACCUUUGCCGGGAGGCAUCAGUAAGAAUGUGGAAAUCCAUAUCAAGGAGUCUAAAAAGGCCAGUGAGAGAGAUACAUCGAGCACAGACAGCAAUAUCGAGGUCCGAGACGCUUAUUUUACGGUUGAGGUGAAUGGAAUUGAGAGACCCAAAGCAACGAGGAGUAAGAGCUAUCGAGAGAGCAUGAGAUCUACGUUCUCGGUGGGUGGUCAUAGAAGAGGCGACAGCAUUGUAUAA
Messenger RNA from Colletotrichum godetiae, 1284 nucleotides. RefSeq lists its product as uncharacterized. The record is from RefSeq and is a predicted model, not a curated record. Bases 1 to 1284 code for a protein of 427 amino acids. NCBI's taxonomy places the organism in Eukaryota, Fungi, Ascomycota, Sordariomycetes, Glomerellales, Glomerellaceae. The transcript has 6 exons.